Contarinia nasturtii (swede midge) is the source of this 3317-nucleotide messenger RNA. RefSeq names its product CTL-like protein 2 (gene Ctl2). Lineage: Eukaryota; Metazoa; Arthropoda; Insecta; Diptera; Cecidomyiidae. Bases 609 to 2972 code for a protein of 787 amino acids. Gene Ontology annotation, cellular component: membrane. Gene Ontology annotation, biological process: transmembrane transport. The transcript is spliced from 13 exons. Gene Ontology annotation, molecular function: transmembrane transporter activity. The record is from RefSeq and is a predicted model, not a curated record.
GAUUUGGUUCAGUAUUCAUCAAGACUCGUUUGCAACUAGGCGUAUUUGUACGGUUCGCUUUUGCAAACAGUUCAAUACAGUUCAGUUUCAGCAGUCGACUGCAUUCACAGCGACAGCAUAUAGAUAAAUAAACGCUCAAAAAAAACAAACAAACAAAUAAUCGCAUGUUAAGUAGUGAAAUGUUUUUCUUGAAUCGGCUGUGUGGAGUUAGAUAAAAAUGUUGAUGCAGUUAUUUGCAUCGAUGGCCAAACCGUGCAAUUCAAAUAAUAAUCUACGCAAUAAUACGUCAUUGAAAACAACUUUAUUAUUUCAUUAAAGUGCGUUCAUUCCAAAUACAGUUUGACUUUGAAAUCAAUUUUUUGCCAAAAUCGAACAAGUUUUCAGUUUAUUUUGUAUCAAAUUCAAAGCACGAAAUCGUACAAAUUCGAUUGUUGAUUUCGCGGAAUGUGACUUUUGAUAGACAAACAUAUACAUUCGCUGCACAAAAACUACUCCGAACAUUUUUUGUAAACGUUUUCAUCAAUCACAACAAAGGCGUUUAUUUUUUUGAAUUUUUUAUUGUUAUUCAGCCAUUUUACGCAUCCGAUAGUUAGAACCGCUGCAAAAAAAUGUCUUGCUGCGGUGGCGGUGACAAUGAUCGUCGACAAGGGUCCGAUGAAAACGAUUACGGUGAGACAAUCAAAUAUGAUCAGAAUUUCAAAGGUCCAUUAUCGAAACGCUCCUGCACCGAUGUAUGUUGUUUAUUCAUAUUUAUUGUGUUCCUUUGUUGUUGGGGAUUCGUGGCUCAAUUCGCUAUAAAGAAUGGUGAUUUGGAUCGACUUUUAGUGCCGACCGACAGUAGUGGACGAAAGUGUGGCGUUGAUAAUGGCGUUGUUAAUGAGCCGUAUUUAUUGUUUUUCAACUUGGAAAAAUGUAUUGAUCCGACCGUUCCGUUAUUUGGUUGUAAAACACCACAAGUUUGUGUGAGGGAAUGUCCAACAACAACGUUUAUCUUCGAUAAAUAUCAAUGCAAUCCAAGCACAUUCCCCAGUAUUCGCGAUAAACUCAUUUGUCAAAAGAAUGAAAAUAAAUUUGAUAUAAGAGAUUGUGAUGAUAUCCAGAAUCGUGUUGACAGAGGCUCAUGUGCCAGUUGGUAUCUGCCCAGCAAACCAUUUUUAAAGCGAUGUAUCUCAGGAUUGCCUAAGAAUGAAUGCCCUCGCCUUUCGAAAACUCUAUUGCAACGCUAUAGACGAAGCUUAUCACUGGACGAUACCGAUCAUCCGCUUGACCAAAGUCAACGCACUGUUUCCAAGCAAUCGCCAGUUUUAUUUCCAAAUGAUUUGACAUCAUCGAGCCAAACGGCUGCAAAUGAACCGGUCAUUACAUGUGAAAUCGCUCGAAAUGUCGGCACACAAAUUCUUUACGAAAAAGGACAAUACGCUGACUCGAUGCUGUCACGUUUCGUUGGAAAUUUUAUCAUGCUAUUUUCGAAUGAAAAGACGGCACAAGAAAUGGGCCAAAGAAUCGUUGAAGAUCUGAUGAAAAUCCGCUGGGCAAUCGCCGCUGAUAUUUUUCUAGCAAUGUUUUUCUGUUUGAUUGUUAUUGCUGUGAUGCGUUGGGUGGCACGACCGUUAGUGUGGUUAUCGAUAUUGGGUGUCAUUGUAAUGCUUGGAUUUGCGACCUAUUAUUCCUUCACGCAAUAUGUAUACUUCCGUGACCGACCCCCAACCGACGUGAAUGUGCACACAAAUCUAAGUUUGUGGAUAAAUACGCUGCUUCAAAAGCCGAGCACAUGGUUGACGUUAGGAAUCGUGGCCGCCAUAGUAUUAAUCAUCAUACUAUUAGUGGUUCUUGUACUACGCAAACGGAUUCUUAUAGCCAUUGCACUUGUCAAAGAGGGCAGCAAAGUCGUGAGUUCGAUUUAUUCAACUGUGUUCUUUCCAAUAUUUCCAUGGAUAUUACAAAUUAUUGUCACCGCAUUCGCCGUCGCUGUUGGCUUGUAUUUGUCCAGCAUUGGAACGCCAAAGAAUCAAGUCCUUCGGAUGAGCGAAGAGCCAAACUGCCAUUGCUUCGGCAAUGCAUCUCACUAUAAAGACGGCGUUACAUGUGAUCCUUUCAUAUUCAAUGCAUUUUGUAAAGCUGGAAAUGCUUUAUGCGAGAAAGCCGCAUGUAAUUUCAAAGAAAUUGAAAGCCCACGAAUAGUACCAUACUUCCAGGCUUUGAACGUAUUCGGUUUCUUUUGGGGCAUUUUCUUUGUUUCGGCUCUGGGUGAAAUGGUAUUAGCAGCGACUUUUGCCACCUGGUAUUGGACAUUUCAUAAAAAAGAUGUACCGUAUUUCACUUUAACCGUGGGCCUUGGUCGAUCUAUCAGAUAUCAUCUGGGUACGGUUGCAUUUGGUUCGCUCAUAAUUACAAUUUGCCGUGUAAUACGUGUGAUUCUUGAGUAUAUCGAUGAAAAACUGAAGAAAUGGGACAACGAAUUUACACAGUGUGUUCUUUGCUGUUGUAAAUGUUUCUUUUGGUGUUUGGAGCGAUUUUUACGCUUUUUAAGCAAAAAUGCGUACAUCAUGUGUGCCAUACAUGGCAAACCGUUUUGCAGCAGUGCACGUGAUGCAUUCAAUUUACUGAUGAGAAACUUUUUGCGUGUUGUUGCUUUGGAUAAAGUCACCGAAUUUCUGUUUUUCUUAACAAAAAUUCUAAUUACCGUCGGAAUGGGUGCUGUAACAUACGUUUACUUUACCAGCGAAAGAUACGAUGAUAAAUUGAAUUACGUUCAAGUUCCAGUGGUAAUUGUAAUGUUUGCCACAUAUCUCAUCGCAAGUGUGUUCUUCGGUGUUUAUUCGAUGUGUGUUGACACAUUGUUUUUGUGCUUCUUGGAAGAUUGCGAACGAAAUGAUGGCUCUGAAGAGAAGCCAUACUUCAUGUCAAAGCAAUUGAUGAAAAUUCUCGGCAAAAAGAAUAUUGUUCCACGUGAUCAAUACCAAGAAUCAUAAAUAUAAAGGCCAAAUUAGUGUUAUUAGUUAAGUUUAAUUAAAAAUAUAGGUAAAACGUUCAAAAAUGCAGUGUGAUCAUAUAAAACAAGCUCAAAUGUCAUCGAUAUAUGUGAUUUUAAUUUUUCUCAAACCCAAAAAUCACAUUCAUCUAAAAAAAUCAUUUUCACUACAAAAAGAAUAGAAAUUUCUUCCAAAAAUAUUAUAUAUACACAUUUAUCUUACUGUAUACAUUUAUAUAAAAAAUUGUUCAUAGUCUGACCAAUUAAGUGUUUAUAUACGUCAAAGACCAUUGUUCACUACCUCAAUAGUGAGUUGGGAGUAAAUUCAAUGAACUUUUUUUAAAAA